Molecule: messenger RNA, 1128 nt
Organism: Dichotomopilus funicola
Lineage: Eukaryota; Fungi; Ascomycota; Sordariomycetes; Sordariales; Chaetomiaceae
Exons: 1
Coding region: 1-1128 (375 amino acids)
Source: RefSeq, a predicted model, not a curated record
AUGAACCGAUCCCGCUACGUUCCCAGCCCUAAUCCGGUGUACCCCGUCAAUCCGUACCAGCAGCAGCAGCAACAACCUCAACACCCACACCCACAUCAACAAAACCCACAUCAUCAACAACAACAACAUCAACAGCCUCAACAGCCCCAGCAACAACAACAACAAUAUGGCCUCCCCCCCGGCAUGAUGCCCUUCGCCAACAGCCCCCAACUCAACCUGGGCCAUUCCCCCCUCCAAAUCUCUCCCAACACCGUCACCAACAACCCCAACAUGUGGACCACCACCCCCACCGUCCCCCCACCCCCACCCAACUUCGCCAACGGUCCCAUCAUCGAAGACCUCUGUGCUCCACCCCCGCCACACAUGACCAUGGCUGGCGGCAUGGCAAUGGGUGGAAUGGGCGGGAUGGGCAUGGGAAUGCCAAUGGGAGCAGGUGGCAUGAUGAAUGGCAUGCCUUUGCCGCCGCAUCAUCGUAUGCCGCCGCAGGUGCAGGCUCAAGUGCAGAAUGUUUAUGGGUUACGGCCGGGGGGGAUGAUGCCAGGUAUGCCAGGUAUGCCCGCGGGUAUGCCCGGGAUGCCGGGUGGGAUGCCGGGGGGUAUGCCAGGUGGGAUGCAAUCGUCGCGGGUGGUGGGUACAUACCCGCCGUAUACGGGACAGCAGCAUGGUGUUGCGGUGCCGUUUCCACCGCAGAUGAUGCCGCCUCAGUAUCAUCAGCAGCAUCAACAACACUUGCAGCAGCAGCAGCAGCAGCAGCAGCAACAUCAGCAACAACAACACCACCUUCAACAGCAGAGGCAGCAGCCGCAUGAGCAACAAGGCUUGAACAACCCCUUCCCCCCACGUCUAGACACGGGAUUCCUCACCGGCUUAAACGGCGCCGGCAAAGCGGGGAUUUCGGCACUUCCUGGACCAGGUGGGCCGGCGAUGGGACAGAUGGCGUCGCCGGAGUUGGGACUGGGGUUGGGGAUGGGGGGAGAUGGAGCUGGGGUUGCUGGGUCUGGGAUAGAUGGGGAGAUGGGAAAUGGGGGGCCGUUGACGCCGGUGGAGGAGGCGUUGAGGGGGUUUUUGAGUCCGGAUUUGGGGGGGUUGGGGGAGUUGGAUUUGGGGAUUUUGGAGGGGAAGAGGUAG